ACUGCUGCGGGCAGAUCUGUUAGGAUUGUCGCUGGUCCAAACAAGUCGCGGGAAGCAGGCCGAGAGCCACCGCGGCGUCGGAGAAGAGGACGACGGCGAGAGGAAUCCCAGCUGCGGCGGCAGGCCGGUGCGGCGUCGGGGAUGGGAGACGGGCGCGCGGGCGGCGCCAAUCGCCCGGCGUGGCUGCAGCAGUACGAGCUGGUGGGCAAGAUCGGCGAGGGGACCUACGGCCUCGUCUUCCUCGCGCGCCUCAAGCCGUCCCACCCGGCGCCCGGCCGGCGCGGGCCCCCCAUCGCCAUCAAGAAGUUCAAGCAGUCCAAGGAGGGGGACGGAGUAUCGCCUACCGCUAUCAGGGAGAUCAUGCUCCUGCGCGAGAUUAACCACGAGAAUGUCGUCAAGCUCGUCAAUGUCCACAUUAACCACGCCGACAUGUCCCUCUACCUCGCAUUCGAUUACGCGGAGCAUGACCUCUAUGAGAUUAUAAGGCAUCACAGGGAGAAGCUGAACUCGCCCAUUAACGCCUACACUGUCAAAUCCUUGCUGUGGCAACUGCUCAACGGCCUCAACUAUCUUCAUAGCAAUUGGAUUAUCCAUCGCGAUCUCAAGCCUUCUAACAUACUGGUCAUGGGAGAAGGAGAAGAACAUGGAAUUAUAAAGAUUGCUGAUUUUGGGCUUGCUAGGAUAUAUCAAGCUCCGUUGAAAGCAUUAUGUGACAAUGGGGUUGUUGUGACUAUCUGGUAUCGUGCUCCUGAGCUGUUACUUGGGGCUAAACACUACACAAGUGCUGUUGACAUGUGGGCAGUUGGUUGCAUUUUUGCUGAAUUGCUCACCCUGAAACCACUGUUCCAAGGUGUCGAAGCCAAAAAUACUCCGAACCCAUUCCAACUUGAUCAACUGGACAAGAUUUUUAAGGUCUUAGGCCACCCUACUGUUGAAAAAUGGCCUACCCUUGCCAAUCUGCCAUGGUGGCAAAACGACCAGCAACAUAUUCAGGGCCAUAAGUAUGAGAACCCAGGUCUCCAUAACAUUGUUCACUUGCCACAGAAGAGUCCUGCAUUUGAUCUUCUCUCAAAAAUGCUUGAGUAUGAUCCUCGAAAGCGUAUAACGGCUGCACAAGCUCUGGAGCACGAGUACUUUCGGAUGGACCCACUACCUGGAAGAAACGCGCUUUUACCAUCCCAGCCAGGAGAGAAAAUUGUGCAAUAUCCUGUUCGUCCAGUCGAUACUACAACAGAUUUUGAAGGAACAACAAGCCUUCAACCAACUCAGCCGCCUUCAGGGAAUGCAGCUCAAGGUCAAUCCGUAUCGAGAUCAAUGCCACGACAAAUGCAGCAGCAACCUAUGGUGGGGAUGCCAAGAGUGGCAGCUGGAACAAACAUGGCUGCCUUCAAUGCUGCGUCGCAGGCUGGCAUGGCUGGGCUGAAUCCUGGUAACAUUCCUAUGCAGAGAGGCGCAGGUGGUCAAUCUCAUCCGCACCAGUUGAGAAGGAAGGCUGACCAAGGGAUGAUGCAGAACCCUGGGUACCCUCAGCAGAAGAGGCGGUUCUGACACUGACAAGGGACGGCCAUCUGGCUACUGACUGAUGUGUAACACUGUCUAUUGUUGUGUCAUGUAUAUCAGGUGUUUGCAACACGUCGGUUGUGUAAUCUUCUUGUUGUAAUUUGUUAUCAGCAUUUGGAUGCAAAUGCUGGUACUUGUUAAACAUUAAGGCCCUCUUUGGCACGGCUUA
Molecule: messenger RNA, 1729 nt
Organism: Setaria italica (foxtail millet)
Lineage: Eukaryota; Viridiplantae; Streptophyta; Magnoliopsida; Poales; Poaceae
Product: cyclin-dependent kinase E-1
Exons: 15
Coding region: 142-1548 (468 amino acids)
Biological process (GO): protein phosphorylation
Cellular component (GO): nucleus; mediator complex
Molecular function (GO): ATP binding; cyclin-dependent protein serine/threonine kinase activity; RNA polymerase II CTD heptapeptide repeat kinase activity
Source: RefSeq, a predicted model, not a curated record